UUUUAUCUGUGUGAAAUUUGACUGAUCGUAGAAUUCUGAGCUCUUCACCCUAACCUAUGAAUCUCUCUCUCUCUCUCUCUCUCUCUCUCUCUCUAAGUUAAAUGUUAAAUAGUUGCUUUUUAGAAUUAAUUUUGUGUCUGCUGCUGUUUUAACUGUUGUCUUUGGUAAUUAUAUGAACACGAGUAUGAUGGUGUUCAUUCAGCUCUACGUAAUUCUCCUGCUGGGGUUAUAUAAUAAUGGACUGCUAAUAGUUGAUGAGUUCUUAGCCAAGUCCAACGUGCCCAGACGUGUUGACUUCAAGGAAACUACUGGAGUGAUUGCAAAGGUUGUUUUCAAAAGUUUUCUAUCGGUCACUGCAUCUGUGACCAAUUGGGAUGCUGAUGGAACGAGUUCCAGUCUUAUUUUGGAGGAUAGCCCACUAGUAGACUUUGUCGAGCUUCCAUUCCAGAUACAUUUCAGGUCUAUAUUAUUGCAACAUAAUAAGCGGAGUUAUCGGAGGAGCUGUGGAGAUGGUAAGCAACUUUCUCGGACCAAACUAUUUUUGGGAACCCUUAUUUCUUGUUCUUUUCUUUGCUAGGUACUCGAAAAUUCCUGGGUUUUUUUUUAAUUGGAUUCUACAAUUAACCUGAUGUCAGUACUCUAUGCCUCACACUCUGUAAAAUUGGAUUUUGCAUUGUGCAAUAUAUGUGAAGGAAUUCUUCCAUUGCAAUGGUGUUGGUGCCUUGUGCAAUACUAGUGUUGUAGCUUACUCAAAACCAAUACCUAUGUCACCAUUGGAGAGCUAGCUUAGCCCUCUACAGUACAUGAUUGGUCAAAUUGAAUUAGAAAAAAACUUCUGCUUUCCAGACUCCAAUUUAUUAGUACUACAAGAUGGAACGUCAAUCGAAGGUGAAUGGGUGUGGCUAACCAGUU
This is a messenger RNA of Rhododendron vialii, 912 nucleotides long. RefSeq lists its product as uncharacterized. The coding region runs from base 173 to 577 and encodes 134 amino acids. The record is from RefSeq and is a predicted model, not a curated record. Gene Ontology annotation, biological process: endoplasmic reticulum to Golgi vesicle-mediated transport; intra-Golgi vesicle-mediated transport. NCBI's taxonomy places the organism in Eukaryota, Viridiplantae, Streptophyta, Magnoliopsida, Ericales, Ericaceae. The transcript has 2 exons. Gene Ontology annotation, cellular component: cis-Golgi network membrane; TRAPP complex; cytosol.